AUGAAUUGCACUUAUCAUAUCAAAAGUCCAAUAUCUUUGAUAUGUAUAGCUCCUCAUAAGUGCUAAUGCUAAAGGAAACUUUGUGUAGAAUGCCAAUAUGACCAUGGAGUGGAUGUCAAACAAACAAUUCCGAUUGCUAAAUUUCAAGACAUUGCAAUGAAGAAAUUAAAAGACUCCAAGCUUGAUGAUAACCAAGAGUUAACUAAAUAGAGAGUGGCCUUUAAAGCCUUGCUCACUCAAACCGAAUAAAUGAUGAAGAAAAUUUGGGAAGAAUUGUCACAAUCAAUUAAAUAAGUUUACGAUUGGAUUGAAAAGCAAAACUCAUCAUUCUUAAAUCUCAUCGACGAAAAUACAAAUCUAGCUGAAUCCUCCUACACUGAUAUAUAAAAAUUAGUAAACAUUGUAGAUGGAUCAACUUUAAUAGAUUGGAAUGCUUCGAAGAAUUCUUAUAUGAAGGAGUUAGAUAAGACCAAGAGCUGGUGGGACCAACAUAUGAAGGCUUUUAUUGAGAAGUCUAACUAAGGAAUCCAAUAAAUCCAAUCAUUAAUUAAGUAAGUAUUUAUUUGUUAUUGUAGAAUUUAAGCCAAUCAAGAAGAAGAAUCAGAAGAAGUUUAUUAAAUGAAGGAAGAUUUAUAUGAGAUGUUAACCUACAUCCAGGAUAUAGAUGAAUCUCUUUAUUAGAAGAUUCUUGAUAUACUUAGAAAAGAGAAAGUUUCAGACAUAAUUGGAUUCCUGUCGAAGACAUACAAUAAUCAGUUUUAUGAAUCUUUAAACUACAAGUAAGAGAAUAUAAUGGUGAUCAAGAAGUAAGUAAAGAAAAUAACUAAUGUCUUGAAAAAUAUUUAGGAUCAUCAAUAUAAUAAAGAUGACUAUUCUCAAGAAACAUAUGAAAAGGAAAGAGCGGAUAUGAUCAAGAGGAUAAAGGAUAACAAAGGGAUCACAGAUUUCAUCAAAUUUUUAGUACAACUCACAAGCAUAGAUGUUAAAUUUAUUCAAUCGGGAUCAAAUGGACUUAGUUUAUUAGUGGCCAUGAAGGUUGUUCUUCGUAACCAAUCAUUUGAAAAUAUCAGGAUCAAGAAUACUUCUUUAAUUGGAGGUAAUUUUGUAAGAUGCAACUUGAGUGAAUCAGAGUUUGAAAAUGUUGAAAUCAGUGGAUUGAAUUUGAAUGGUGCUUAAUUAUUCAAUUGUAAAUGGAAGAACUUGAAAAUCCAUGAAUUGAAUAAGUUGGAUGGUCAUACUCAUUAUGUCAACUCUGUCUGUUUCUCUCCUGAUGGAAAUACAUUAGCUUCUGGUAGUA
Paramecium primaurelia is the source of this 1297-nucleotide messenger RNA. The record is from the annotation of a GenBank genome assembly. Lineage: Eukaryota; Ciliophora; Oligohymenophorea; Peniculida; Parameciidae.